AUGCUUGUGGAAACCGUCCCGGCGGAGAGGGAGCCCGAGCAGCUCAGUGCAGUAAAACUGGAGGAGGAGGAGGCUGCCGGCCAGGAGGACCCCAGGCGGCCAGAGAUCAGGCUCCGGCCCGAAGUGGCUCACCAGCUCUUCAGAUGCUUCCAGUAUCAGGAGGACAUGGGGCCCAGGGCCUCGCUGAGCCGGCUCCGGGAGCUGUGCGGCCACUGGCUGCGGCCAGCCCUGCACACCAAGAAGCAGAUCCUGGAGCUGCUGGUGCUGGAGCAGUUCCUGAGCGUGCUGCCCCCGCACAUCCUGGCCCGGCUCAAGGGCCAGCAGCUCAGGGACGGCGAGGAGGUGGUGCUGCUGCUGGAGGGUGUCCAGAGGGAGUCCAUUGACGUGGGGCCACUGGACUUUAGUUUUAAUGCGGGCAAGAACUGUCCCCGUGCAGACAUCACCGUGGAAGAGCACGGGGACCCUUCCCAGGUCUCUAUCCACAGCCCCAAAAAGGAAGUGCCCCCAGAAAAGCCUCCAGCCCUGGAACCAGCACCGGAACUCCUGCCCCCCCAGCCAGGGCCCUCCCAGCCUGCUGAGCAGGGGGCCUGGAGACUUCCCCCAAGUUCAAAGCAGCCGCUGAGCCCAGGUCCCAAGAGGACAUUCCAGGCCCUGCAGGAUAGUGCCCCCCAGGGCCCCGAGCUGUGGUCUGAAGAGAACUCCCGUGAUCAGGAGCUGGCAGCGGUUUUGGAGUCCUUGACCUUUGAAGAUGUCCCCGUGAAGAAGGCAUGGCCUGUGUACCCUCAGGGAUUUACAAACAGAAUCCCAGACGAGGAGUUCCAAGAAGAUCCCAAAGGGGUUGCCUGGUCUGCUGCUAUCGCAACAGAGUCUCCGGACAGUCCAGGGGCGGCAGGAGGAGCCCAGGAGCAGCCGCUGGGGCAGGGCCCCGCGGUGAGCAGCUCCCGUGGAGGAGAGUCCUCCGGCAGCAGGAGUGACGGGUUUGCUGAGGGCCAAGCGGCCGCCGGCGCCCCCAAGUCGGAGCCAGAGACCAAGUUCAUCUGCACAGAAUGUGGGGUGAGCUUCCCGAAGCUGGCCCGCCUGGAAGGGCACCUGCUGCGCUCUCACCCGGGCCGGCGGUCCUUCCAGUGCCUGUGCUGCGGGAAGACCUUCGGCCGCAACUCCAUCCUCAAGCUGCACAUGCGCACGCACACGGAUGAGCGGCCGCACGCCUGCCAUCUGUGCAGCCACCGCUUCCGCCAGAGCUCCCACCUCAACAAGCACCUGCAGACACACUCGGAGCCCGCCUUCCUGUGCGCCGAAUGCGGCCAGGGCUUCCAGAGCCGGACCAGCCUCCUGCAGCACCUGCUGGCGCACGCCCAGGACCAAAAGGGCCCCUGCGCCCCGGACACCAAGACCAAAGUGGCAGAGCUGACCAUCGUCCUGUGCUCGCACUGCGGCCAGACCUUCAAGCGCCGCUCCAGCCUCAAGCGUCACCUGCGGAUUCACGCCAAAGACAAGAGCCACCAGGGCCCCGAGGGCGCCGACAGCCCGCGCCCCGCCCCGGAGCGCAGGCCCUACGUGUGCAGCGAGUGCGGCAAGGCCUUUCGGCGCAGCGAGCACCUGGCGGCCCACCUGCGCGUGCACACGGGCGAGCGGCCCUUCUCUUGCCAGGUGUGCGGCCGCAGGUUCAGCCAGAGCACCCAGCUGGUCUGCCACCAGCGCGUGCACACCGGCGAGAAGCCCUACGGCUGCCCGCAGUGUGGCAAGCGCUUUGUGCGCAGAGCGAGCCUGGCCCGCCACCUGCUCACCCACGGCGGCCAGAGGCCCUACCGCUGUGCCCAGUGUGGCAAGACCUUCGGCCAGACGCAGGACCUGGCCCGCCACCGGCGCAGCCACACGGGCGAGAAGCCCUGCCGCUGCAGCGAGUGCGGCGAGGGCUUCAGCCAGAGCGCCCACCUGGCGCGCCACCAGCGCAUCCACACCGGGGAGAAGCCCCACGCCUGCGACACCUGCGGCCACCGCUUCCGCAACAGCUCCAACUUGGCCCGCCACCGCCGCAGCCACACGGGGGAGCGGCCCUACGGCUGCAAGACGUGCGGCCGGAGCUUCCGGCGCAAUGCCCACCUGCAGCGGCACCUGGCCACCCAUGCGGGCACCGGGGACCUGGCAUCCGGGCAGGCCGAGCCCCCCCAAGAGUGCCUGGAGUGCGGCAAGAGCUUCAGCCGCAGCUGCAACCUGCUGCGUCACAUGCUGGUGCACACAGGGGCCAGGCCCUACUCCUGCACACAGUGUGGCCGCAGCUUUAGCCGCAACUCCCACCUGAUUCGCCACCUGAGAACCCACUCCCGGGAGACCCUGUACUAG
This is a messenger RNA of Myotis lucifugus (little brown bat), 2343 nucleotides long. RefSeq names its product zinc finger and SCAN domain containing 10 (gene ZSCAN10). The record is from RefSeq and is a predicted model, not a curated record. The transcript has 5 exons. Gene Ontology annotation, cellular component: nucleus. Gene Ontology annotation, molecular function: DNA-binding transcription factor activity, RNA polymerase II-specific; RNA polymerase II transcription regulatory region sequence-specific DNA binding. Gene Ontology annotation, biological process: regulation of transcription by RNA polymerase II. Lineage: Eukaryota; Metazoa; Chordata; Mammalia; Chiroptera; Vespertilionidae. Bases 1 to 2343 code for a protein of 780 amino acids.